AAGGGUUCGUUCAUUGGUGAGAUUAUGAGAAAAAGUUUGGAAUUUCUGCUAGCUCGAUGAUUCAAAAAUUGUUUAAUUCCGAAAUUGAUUUAAGAACUUAUUUACUUAGUUUACGUUAGGAAAAUAGUGUUGUUGCAAGAAGAUCUGCUCUACCCACAGUAACACGACUAGUAUUAUUAGUGGUACUGUCACACGAGUAACACCGACAGUGUAAAACACAAGUUCAGUUUGUAAACGCCCAGGUGUUAAUUAUGUUAUGUUGACUGGAUCGGCGAAUAGGUUUAAUAAGGCCCAAGGAUUGAUCGUAUCUUUUACCGUCUGUCUAAUGAUAUAACGUAUUGUUGAUGAUAGCCAGAAGCUUCUUUGAAGAAAGAUCUCAUUGUGCAAACAAGAAAGAAAAUCUUUGGAAGGGCAAGUUGAAAAAUGGCUUUAAAUGUGGAUGUAAAAUUUUGUAUUUAUGUCAAACUUAGUGAUUGUUUUAAAUAUAUCAGUAUAUCUAACAUCACUGCUUCCUGUUUCAAGCCUUCAAGUUAGCUUUGAUAAAACUAUAGGAGAUCAUGUUCCUCCACUUUGAACGUUCCACUAACACUAAGGCUGACUGCAAAGUACUUUCUCUAACAUGGAUGGGUAAAGUACCUGAUGAACUUCCUGAUGAAGAUGGCUGGAAGUUGAACAGAGUAAACUACUAUCAAGAUGGUUGGUUAGCCACAGGUAACACAAGAGGAGUUGUUGGGGUUACUUUUACGACUUGUCAUUGUCGAAAAACCAUGGAAUUACCAUCACGAACAAACUACAAUUUGAGAGGUCAUAGGUCUGAAGUAACUCUUGUAAAAUGGAAUGAACCAUAUCAGAAGUUGGCUUCAUGUGAUAGUAGUGGAAUUAUCUUUGUAUGGAUCAAGUUUGAAGGCAGGUGGUCCAUUGAGUUAAUAAAUGAUCGUAACACACAAGUGACAGACUUUGCAUGGAGCCAUGAUGGUAGAAUGGCCCUGAUUUGUUACCAGGAUGGGUUUGUCCUUGUGGGAUCUGUUGCUGGACAGAGGUAUUGGUCUUCUAACUUAAAUCUUGAUGCCAACAUUACUUGUGGAAUUUGGGCUCCUGAUGAUCAACAGGUAUUGUUUGGAAUGUCCAGUGGUCAGAUUCUAGUUACAGAUGUACAUGGUGAAAUGGUUGGUCAAGUUAGAGUUCAGGAAGGAGUUAACAUAACUGGAAUGGCCUGGUCUUGUGAGAAAUUCAAAAUGGAAGAAACUGAUGAAGAAGAUGGAAUUCAUACUGUGUUAUAUCAACAAACAC
This is a messenger RNA of Limulus polyphemus (Atlantic horseshoe crab), 1290 nucleotides long. Its product is annotated as tubby-related protein 4-like. The annotation marks the transcript as partial. The record is from RefSeq and is a predicted model, not a curated record. The transcript is spliced from 4 exons. Gene Ontology annotation, biological process: intraciliary retrograde transport; non-motile cilium assembly; protein localization to cilium. Lineage: Eukaryota; Metazoa; Arthropoda; Merostomata; Xiphosura; Limulidae. Gene Ontology annotation, cellular component: intraciliary transport particle A; non-motile cilium. Gene Ontology annotation, molecular function: protein binding.